AUGCCUGAAGUGACAUUCAUUGAACCAGGACCAGACACUUUCCGCAUUCUUUUAACUACGGACAAUCAUGUUGGAUAUAUGGAGAAUGAUCAAAUAAGAGGCGAUGAUUCUUGGAAAACAUUUGCAGAAAUAUUAUCCAUUGGAAGGGAACGUGAUGUCGACUUUAUUUUGCAAGGUGGCGACUUAUUUCAUGUUAACUCACCUACAAAAAAGUCAUACUACCAUGUCAUGAGAUCUUUACGAGAACAUUGCUGGUGUGAUAAACCUAUUGAAUAUAAACUGGUGUCGGAUCCCAGUGAUGCGAUGGCGGCAAAACAUUUCACGUAUCCUGCUGAGUACGACAUGAAUGUAAAUGUGGGUAUGCCGUUAUAUGCCAUCAGUGGUAACCAUGAUGAUGCAACAGGUGAAGAGUUGUUAUCACCUUUGGACGUUUUGGGUGUGAGCGGUCUUUUGAACCAUUUUGGAAGAGUCAUAGAUAAUGAGCAAAUCAGUAUUUGUCCACUUUUGUUUAACAAGGGAAGUACCAAUCUAGCAUUGUAUGGAUUGCAUAGUAUCAGAGAGGAGCGGUUGAUGAAAACAAUGGCCAGCGGCAAUUUAGAGUUUUUGGAACCAGAUACAGGUGAUGACGGCACCAUCCAGUGGUUCAAUUUGAUGUGUAUCCAUCAGAACCACGUUCAUCGGCCAGGUGUGAAAGUGGUGGAGGAGACAUCAUUGCCCACGUUUUUGGACUUCAUUUUAUGGGGACAUGAGCAUGAUUGCAGGCCUGUUGCCAUGAGAAAUGACAUUACUGGUUCAUACAUUUUGCAGGCUGGUUCUUCCAUUGCUACAUCUCUAACUGAAGGGGAAACGUUGGACAAACAUGUGUAUAUCUUAAGCAUAAAGGGUAAGGACUUCUCCUUAGAACCUAUAAAAUUGAAAACUGUUCGUCCAUUUGUAAUGAAAGAUGUGAUACUAAGCAGGACAGGAUUGCGUGCUACGAGCUCAAACAAAAAAGAAGUCUUGAACUUUUUGAUGAUGCAGGUUGAAUUGAUGAUUGAAAAGGCCAAUUCUGUAUGGAAAGAGAACAAUGUCGAACUGUUUGAAGAAGGUAUUGUUACAGAAGCAGAUAUUCCGCUACCUCUAAUUAGAUUGCGAGUCGAGUAUUCUGGUGGAUACGAAGUUGAGAACCCUCGGUAUUUCUCAAAUCGAUUUGUGGGUAAAGUAGCUAACGUAAAUGAUGUUGUAUUGUUUUACAAAAAGAAGAAAUACCAGGGCCGCAAUGGGAGAAAACUUUUGGUUGAUAAGGGGGAAUGCGAAAGUGAUAUUGAUGAUGAAGUUAAUGACGACAAUGAGGAUCUGUUAGGUUUUGCUAAUGAAGAUGAAGAAAAUAACAUACUAGGAAUGAUCAACGAUAAGAUCAAUGAUCAAGACCUAAUCUUGCUGACAAAAAAAAAAGUAUCGGAAACACUUGAAAAUCUUGUUGAACAUGAUCAAGAAAGGAGUAUUUUGAAUAGGUUUGUACAAACGGAGGAGGAAGAGCAUAUUGACCUUUUAGAGAAACUCACCAUUGAGGAAGAUUCGGAUACUUUUGAGGGCUUGGACACUGGCAGUGUCAAAGACGUGAAGAAAAGUUUUAGGGAACUCGCAAAAAGAAUAAGAAUUGAAACACAGUUAAACACUGGAUCGUCUACGGUUGAAGAAAGAGUAGGAAGCGGAGAAUCAGCAGAUAGAGCAACCAAAACCGCUGGGCCUGUGCUGUUCAAUGCACAGAGCACAAAGGCGUCGUCGAGCAGGGUUGCUGGAGAAAUACCGGUUAAAGGAACCAGAACCAGCGAUUACGCUGUUAACUCUGAAUCUGAAAAAGAAGAAGAAGCGGAGCAUGAAACUAGAUCUGCCUUGUUUGACAUUCCUCUCCCCGAGUCUGUGAGGAAGGCAACUACACCAAAUCCCAGUAGGGGGAGUACAAGUCAGCGGGGAAGAGCCCGUACAUAUGCGAGACCAAAGACACGUGUGAAUGCCUUCAGGAAUCAAAAGAGUACACAGAAUUCACUUCUGGAUGUUCUAAUGGGGAAAAAGUGA
Pichia kudriavzevii is the source of this 2058-nucleotide messenger RNA. RefSeq lists its product as uncharacterized. The transcript has a single exon. Gene Ontology annotation, biological process: telomere maintenance; mitochondrial double-strand break repair via homologous recombination; double-strand break repair via nonhomologous end joining. Bases 1 to 2058 code for a protein of 685 amino acids. Lineage: Eukaryota; Fungi; Ascomycota; Pichiomycetes; Pichiales; Pichiaceae. The record is from RefSeq and is a predicted model, not a curated record. Gene Ontology annotation, molecular function: DNA endonuclease activity; manganese ion binding; 3'-5'-DNA exonuclease activity. Gene Ontology annotation, cellular component: nucleus; Mre11 complex.